AUGACGGCGAAGCACCUCGCGGAGGUGGUCCAAAAAGUCGCCGCCGCGUCCGCACGCGCGGGACGAUCCGCGCCCGCGCGCCUCGUCGCGGUCGGGAAGACGAAGCCGGUGGAGCAGCUCCGCGAGUGCUACGACGCGGGCCACAGAGUCUUCGGGGAGAACUACGCGCAGGAGCGUUCGAUACACUGGUCCCCAUACGAUCGCGAGCUGACGGAGAAGUCGCCCGCGAUGCCGCCGGACACGCGUUGGCACUUCAUCGGGCACCUGCAGUCGAACAAGGCGAAGACGCUCGUGAAAGCGGUUCCGGGGUUGGCGAUGAUCGAGACCGUGGACAGCGUCAAGCUCGCGAACCGGCUCGCGGACGCGUGCGUCGAGGCGGGCCGCGUCGAGCCGCUCGGCGUCAUGGUGAACACGUCCGGGGAGGCGUCCAAGCACGGCGUCGAGCCGAACGCCGCGACGGCGCUCGCGAGUCACAUCGUGAACGAGUGCGCUCCCGCGCUCGCGUUCAGAGGGCUCAUGACGAUCGGCAUGCCGGACUACACGUCGCGGCCGGAGAACUUUGAGCUGCUCGCGAAGGCGCGUUCUACGCGCGACGACGUGUGCGACGCGUUGGGUUUGGACGCGACCGAGGUGGAGCUGUCGAUGGGCAUGAGCGGGGAUUACGAGAGCGCGAUAUCGAUGGGGAGCGAUAACGUGCGCGUGGGGAGCACGAUAUUCGGCGCGCGGGAUUACGGCGAGAAGAAGUGAGAGCGAGAGGAGAGAGAGGAGAGAGGAGGAGCUGAGCGAGAGCGACAAAUAAUUUCAGCGAAAACCAAACCG
Messenger RNA from Micromonas pusilla CCMP1545, 819 nucleotides. RefSeq lists its product as uncharacterized. The transcript is spliced from 4 exons. The coding region runs from base 1 to 747 and encodes 248 amino acids. Gene Ontology annotation, molecular function: pyridoxal phosphate binding. Gene Ontology annotation, cellular component: intracellular anatomical structure. Lineage: Eukaryota; Viridiplantae; Chlorophyta; Mamiellophyceae; Mamiellales; Mamiellaceae. The record is from RefSeq and is a predicted model, not a curated record.